GGUCUGAGGGGGUGUAUUUACUGUUGUAUAUAUAGUUCAGGGGUCAGGAGCUAGGGGUAAUCCAUCGUGCCGACGAUGGAACUGGAAAGGCAUUUCUGACUCUACUUUUUUGGAGUAUCUGGCUAUCAAUCUCCACCAUCACCAGUCUUUCAUCUGCAAUUGAAAGCAGAAACGAUCUCUUGGAAACCCUAGUCUCUUUCUUCUUCGUCUUGCUAAAUUUCAAUAUCCAGUAAUGGGCUCUGAAGGAUCCAGUGUUGUUGUUCCUAGGAAUUUCAGAUUACUGGAUGAGCUUGAAAGAGGAGAAAAGGGAAUUGGGGAUGGAACAGUCAGCUAUGGCAUGGAUGAUGCUGACGAUGUUUUAAUGCAGUCAUGGACAGGAACUAUUAUUGGUCCACCCAAUACUGUUCACGAGGGGCGCAUUUACCAGUUGAAAUUGUUCUGCGACAAGGAUUAUCCUGAUAAUCCACCUAGUGUAAGGUUCCAAACUCGGAUAAACAUGACAUGCGUCAACCAGGAAAGUGGAUUGGUUGAACCAAGUCUUUUCCCCAUGCUUGCUAAUUGGCAAAGGGAGUAUACGAUGGAAGACAUAUUGACUCGGUUGAAGAAAGAAAUGAUGUCUUCGCAAAACCGUAAGCUAGCUCAGCCUCCUGAAGGUAAUGAAGAGGCAAGAAUUGAUCAAAAGGGGCUAGUGCUCAAGUGUUGUAUAAUGUAAGUGUAUCUGAGAGAUGAAUAUGUGAUGAGUUGAAAGAAGGAAUGACUGUAUAUAAUAAUACAAGAUUCCAGUCACUGGUUAGGCUUUAUUAUUUAUUUAUGAUCCUAGUCCCGGCAAAAAGUGGCUAAAUGAGCGGAUAAUUGAAUGAAUUGAUAACUGUUCUCUAUCUUUUGAUAUGAUUUGUGUUCUUGAUUCCCUAUCUA
Tripterygium wilfordii is the source of this 915-nucleotide messenger RNA. Its product is annotated as ubiquitin-conjugating enzyme E2 variant 1B-like. Gene Ontology annotation, cellular component: nucleus. The record is from RefSeq and is a predicted model, not a curated record. NCBI's taxonomy places the organism in Eukaryota, Viridiplantae, Streptophyta, Magnoliopsida, Celastrales, Celastraceae. Bases 233 to 712 code for a protein of 159 amino acids. Gene Ontology annotation, biological process: protein K63-linked ubiquitination; DNA damage tolerance. The transcript has 5 exons.